AUGGAUGCACUCGCAGGGUACAGCUCAGACGACAGCGAUGUUGCAGAGCAAUCGGCGCCAAAGCUCGUCAAAACCCGCCGGACGCCGACCAGCACCGAGCCAUUGGAGUACGAUCCAUCCGACGCAUUCGGGUUGAGCAGCCUCAAAGCCCAGCAGGCGUCAACUUCACAUAACACACCUCAGCCACCAGUCGACCAUUCCCCACGCAAGUCCCGUGCUUCAAGGAAGAACAAUAGCACCGAUGCGGCCGCAACACCAUCAGCGUCGACCUCGACCCAAGCUUCCUCAUCCGCAGUAGCUCUGGCGCCCAAAGUCAUCGACAACUCGUCCGCCGCUGAAGCGCUGCUCAUGCGACCCGGCGACACCACCAUGCACGUCAACAUCCCCUACGCCGACAUGACCGCACCCCAGCUCGGUCCACAAAACCCGUUCGCCCCACACACCCUCGGAGCACAGCAGAACACAGUCACCGGUCACGUCGAGUCCACCGCCGUCUCGGACUUUGACUUCCGAAACCAGCAACGCACCUUCCACAUAUACGGGUAUGCGAGAGACCCCUCGCUGGCUGGAUCAUCGCAGUACGUUGGUGAUCAGAGGGCAGCAGCGAUGAUGGGAGGCGCGAGCGCGGCGGACGUUCGUGCCGCUAAGGGUGCGGUGUAUCGUGGUGCUGGUGCGGAGAAGGCGAGGAAGAAGAAACGGGAUGGGACGGUUGGGGAUCCGGGUGUGGUGGAUGGAGAGGGGGCGUACGUCGGUCCGUGGGCGAAGUGGAAAGGAGACGAGAAUGUGGCUGUGCAGUUGUUGGGAGAGGAUUCGAGCGUUGGUCCGACGCAACAAGAGUUGAAAGCUGCGCAGGCCAAGGCGGAUGCACGGGAGAAGGACAAGCUUCGCGCUGAACAAGAGAGGAAGAAGGCCGAGGAGGAAGAACCCGAAAAAGUGACGGAGAAGAGCAUCUUCCACGGCAAGAGCAUGUACGACUACCAGGGGCGCACCUACAUGCACGUGCCCACCGACGUCGACGUCAACCUGUCGAGCGAGCCGGGCGAGCAGCAGUGUUUCCUGCCCAAAACGUGCAUCCACACCUUCCGUGGGCACACCAAGGGAAUCUCCACCGUCAAGCUCCUACCGGGUUCCGGGCAUCUGCUGCUCUCGGCUUCGCUGGACACGACGGUCAAGCUGUGGGAUGUUUACCACGAUCGGGCGUGUCUGCGAACCUUUAUGGGUCACACGCAAGGUGUACGCGACGUCGCCUUCUCACCCGAUGGUCGCCGCUUUUUGUCAACCUCCUACGACCGACACAUCAAGCUCUGGGACACGGAGACCGGCGCGUGUCUCUCGACCUUCACCCCCGGUUCCACCGCCAACUGCCUCACCUUUCACCCCUCGCAACCGGACACCUUCCUCGCCGGAAUGUCCGACAAGAAGAUCCUCCAAUACCACAUCCCCACCUCCACCAUCACCCAAGAAUACACUUCGCACCUGGGCUCGAUCAACACGCUCACCUUCGUCGACGCCGAUCGACGCUUCGUCUCUACCUCGGACGACAAGACGCUGCGGGUGUGGGACUACGAUAUUCCCGUGGUGGUGAAAUACGUGGCGGAUCCGGGGAUGCAUUCCAUGCCGAGCGUUUCGCUGUCACCGAGCGGGAAGUGGUUGGUUGCGCAGAGCAUGGACAAUACGAUCCUCGCCUUCGCUGCGGAUGGGAUGAAGCAGAAUCGGAAGAAGGUGUUCAAGGGUCAUAAUGUGGCUGGGUUCGGUUGUGAGGUUGGGUGGAGCCCGGAUGGAAGAUUUGUGAGUAGCGGUGAUGGGAAGGGCGAUGUGUGCUUUUGGGAUUGGAAGAGCGCCAGGCUGUUGAAGCGGUUGAGAGGGGCGCAUGCGGAGGCGGUGAGCAGCCACGUGUGGUUGACCAGGGAAAGCAGUAAGGUUGUCACGGCGGGCUGGGAUGGGCUGAUCAAGUUGUGGGAUUAG
Molecule: messenger RNA, 1965 nt
Organism: Pseudozyma hubeiensis SY62
Lineage: Eukaryota; Fungi; Basidiomycota; Ustilaginomycetes; Ustilaginales; Ustilaginaceae
Exons: 1
Coding region: 1-1965 (654 amino acids)
Biological process (GO): mRNA splicing, via spliceosome
Cellular component (GO): catalytic step 2 spliceosome
Molecular function (GO): mRNA binding; protein binding
Source: RefSeq, a predicted model, not a curated record